This is a messenger RNA of Pelodiscus sinensis (Chinese soft-shelled turtle), 3195 nucleotides long. Lineage: Eukaryota; Metazoa; Chordata; Testudines; Trionychidae. The record is from RefSeq and is a predicted model, not a curated record.
AGAGGGCUCAAGAGCUACUCUUAGAACCCCUGAGAUCUACUGGUUGGUGACCACGGUCCUAGACAGUAGUCUAAUUUUAAACUCAGUAUGUAGAAAGGAAUAUUAAUGUACUAGUUGUACUGAACAUUGGUUUAUUGUCUUUUUGACAGAGUUAAAUUGGAAAAGAUAGUUUCAGAUAGUUGUGAUGAGAUUGGUAAUGGUAUAAUUUACUCAUCAAGAAAAGAGAGAAAAAAAUAUAGCCAAAAGUUGGAAGUGGAGGGGAAUGCUAAAAGUGAAGAUGACAGACACAGAAGGAAAAAGAAGAAGAAACAGAGCUCUGAACAUCUUUCUUGUAAGGAAGAGGACUCUGUAAAUGUUCAAGACACUCGGAAAAAGUCCAAGAAAAGAAAAAGAAAAGAUGUGAAUGAAAGAAAUGAUAUCGCAGGAGGAAAUGAUGACAGCAGUCUUGAUGAGUCCAAAAAACUUAAAAAAAAGUCUGAGGGAAAGAAAGAUCUGGAAACAGAAAGAAAGGAUGCUAAGCAGAGAAAAACAAGGCCAAUUAGAGAAAAGACUGUUUUAGAAAAAGCCAACCACAAUUUCCCUCUGAAUCCUAGUAAAAGUAGCUCAGUAAAAAACAUUGCAGCACAGUCUAGCAAAAAGAGGGAGGGAAUUUCAGAUCGUGAUUCCUCCAGCACAUCAUCUGACAGUGAAAUGGAUAUGAAACAAAAUAAAUCCUCACAUAAACCUAUGGCAGCAAUGCUACACAGAGACAAAUCCCAACUUGCAAAUUCUGUUAUAAAAACUGUUGUUGCUAGUAAAGUUACUGCCAAGUCUACAGAUGAAAAUUCCCCCAAGACUGCAAUUAGUAAAAAAACUAAACCCCAGUCCUCUAGUUCAGAUUCUAACUCUAGUAUAGAGAUGGAAGAAGAGCAGCAACAGCGAAGCAAUGACUCAAAGGGAAAACUGCUGCCUAAAAAUCCCCCAGUUGUGAACAUUAUGGCAAAGUCCCCCAAAGCAAAGACCUCUUCUUCGGAGUCUGAUAGUUCAGAUUCAGAGACAUUUGUUAUUAAAAAGCCCAUAGCAAAUGUUGGCUUCAAUAAAUCCUUAGUAAGAAGUGGUGGUAAACAGUUGCCAGCUAGCAAUCAAGGACCAGCUGUAAACUCCAGCAGUUUUGGAAGGGGACUUGGUAGAGGAGAGGAUAACUUCUGGAGAGGACAUAGGGGCCGAGGGUGUCGUGCGGUGAUCCGGGGUCGGGGUCGGGGCCGUGGCCGUGGAGAAAGCAAUAGCUUCUUCUUUAACUACGGCGAUGAAAACCAGAAACAUCAGCAGUUAAAUGAAGAAGCAACAAACACUUCUGUUGUUAUCCAGAAUCCAGUGGAAGUUCCAAAGAGGGACUACAGUGUACUACCUCUAUUAGCUGCCCCUCCACAAUUAGGGGAAAAAAUUGCCUUUAAGCAGCUUUUGGAAUUAACAGAAAAUUACACUCCUGAAGUAUCUGACUACAAGGAGGGAAAAAUAAUCAGUUGGAAUGCUGAAAACAAACAGGUAGAACUUGAGAUUCUUUCGUCUUCAGCAGUGGUAAAAGAACCAGGAAAGUUUGAUCUGGUGUACCAGUCUGCAGAUGGAGCUGAAGUGAUAGAAUAUGCUGUUUCUCAGGAUACGAAGAGAACAGAAAGCUGGGAUGCACUGAUUGAGCCAAGACUGAUUAUUGAACCUUUGCCUACUAGUGAAUCGACUACUGAGAACGUGAAGCUCUAAGAUGUGAACUCAUUUCCCAUAUGUGUACAUAGUUGCAUGGACUCACUGUUUUGUGAAGUACUUUCUUUUGGGUGUUGAAGACAACAAAUAUGCUGAUGGAUAUUUUUCAAUAAAUAAUUUUAAAAUGAAAUUGUGUAUAAGAAAUUAUAAAUACAAUUUUGGUGUAUUUAAUAUAGAACAGUACAUUUGCCACUCUUUUAAAAAUUGUUUUUAAUAAAACAGCAGUUUUUCUGUCAAACACCCAUGAGCUACAUGUUCAGGAAUUAUUUGCUCAUGGAUAGGAAAUGCAGGAAUGUCAUUAAAAUCAUUAGCUCCAGUUCAGUUUAUUCUCUGAAAGGAUGUAGUAAUAUAAUAACAAUAGAAAGAUAAUUAACUAUAAGGAUAACUUAAAAUAACAUUUAUAAUUAGUCACAAAUCCAAUAAACUAACAGUACACACAUCCCACUUCUCAGUGUACUAUCUUCCUCCACUGCUGUAAGGCAUAAAUCGGGGGUGGGGGACACGUCAGGCCCGGGGUCUGGAUGUGGCCCCCAGCUUGCCUGGAUCUAACUCCCGAGGCUCAGCAUUGGGGACCCCCCUCUGGUUCUCCAGCCUCCCUGCCACUCUCACCUGCUGGCUGGAGCGCACACAAUUUACUAGCCUGCCCCUGCAACUGCCUUGGCUCUAGUGUGCAAGGGGAGUCUUUCUCCUUCUCAUUCAGGGGCUUCUGUCUUUGUUUCACACUUGUGUGCAGCCCCCUCCAACUGAUUUUUCUAUGGGUUAGCAGGCCCCCGACCCAAAAAUGGUUCCGGCCCCUCCCGCCCCCCUUUAUCUCCUCUUGGGACAAAUGCUAUUUCUUGCAGUUCCAUAUCUUGGAUCUGAACAUCUCAAGGGACUUCACGGAUAUUAAGUCCUUUUACCCCUGAGAGGUUGGUAGUAGGUAUCUUCCCUUUGCAGAUGGGGAAACGGAAAACCUUAUGUAAAACAAGGGGCAGAACAAGCACUAGAAUACAGGAGUCCAACACUUCUAGGCAGUGCUACCUCCUGUGUGUAUUGAUUUCUAUGAACUUCUUUAAAAAACCAUAUUGCCCUUUGUGUUGAUCAGUUUCAUUGUCCUAUGCUGAGUGUCCUUACCUUCCUUCUCAAAUCCCAUCUUACUCAGUCCCUUCCAGUAUUAUUCUUACUACUUUUUCAUUAUUGUUGAUAUUGUGAUAGCACCUACAAGGCCUGAUUAUGUGCCAUUGUGCUAAGCAGCAUACAGACACAAAAGAUAACCUUGUUUCAAAGACCUCUUAAUCUUAAGUAUGAGACAUAAGAAAACAACUAGAUAUAACAGGCUUCUGAAAUAUUGUCUGUGUCAUAGGCUGCUUAUCUGGUUUUGUAAUCUAUUUGGGUUAGGGAAUUUCUUAUCUGUAACCAUGUAAAUGUACAAAAUUCUUUGAUUUUUUUUUUAACUGUAUAAAUACAGGACAUGCAAAA